AGAAACUAGUCUUGUCUUCUUCGUUCAUUGUCUGCCCUGGUCUGUCCACUCGUUUCUGGUUUGGGGUUUUAGUUGCUUUGCGUGAUGGAGAUGGAUGACGAUGAUCUAUUCCUCUACGGCGAGUCUAAGCCUGUGGCUGAAGUUGAGAGGCCAGCUGAGGUCCUUACUACUGUACCACAGCCGUAAAAUAUCAGUCGAACAAACACAAGCACUGUCUACAUCCAAUGGCGUCGUAGCGAAUCUUGAACAGAAGGCUGAGGAAGAAGUGAAACAAGAGGACCAACCGGCAGAUGUGACUGCACCAAACGGAGAGGGCACACCUGAAGAUGAAAAUGACGAGGAAGCGGAAGGUGAGGGAGAAGGUGAGGGGGAGGAAGAAGAGGAGGAGAGUGAAGAUGAUAUCGAAAUUAUCAUGGAACCUGCUGCGCGGUCGCUCGACUUCAGGCAACAAAGGCCUCAACCCGGACGAACAGCUAGUGGGCAAUUCACCACUCCAACACGACCUCAAGCACAACAGCCCCCACAACCUUCGUUAACUACCGAAUAUACACCUCGAGAACGAGGUACCCUCACCAAGCUUCCCUCCACGUCGCAACCCCCCAGCACGAUUACAACCCCUGCACCUCCUCUUUCCGGUGCUCCCGGAACUCCCUCUCAAGCCGACCAAAAACCGUCUGCAGAAGCCGCAUCUGCAAUACCACUAGAUUUAGGUCCAGAUACGUCCACCCUUCCUGUUGCUACUGCACCGCCUUCACAUCCUAGCAUCGACGCAAAUGUUCCUGGCAUCUUCGACGGUCGCUCUAUACUUGAGAUUGACCUGAGUGCACUCGCUGAGAAGCCUUGGAGAAGACCAGGUGCUGAUCUUAGUGAUUGGUUCAAUUAUGGUUUUGACGAGCUUUCUUGGGAGGCAUACUGCUAUCGACGACGGGAGAUUGGUGAAGUCGCGUCUGUGCUCAAGACCAAUGUUCUGAACUUCGCAGGCAUGCCUGAAGAUCAGCUAACAGCGUUGCCUCCUGAAAUUCGUACCAUGGUCAUGGCUGGUGCAACUGCUAUGAUGAACCAAGCAGGUCCAAACGGCAUGAUUCCACCGGGUGCCAGCAUGAAUAUGAACGGAAGCGCAAUGAUGAGUAUGAUGGACAUGAAUCCCAUGAUGAACCCUAUGAUGCACGAUAUGGGUGUCGUUGGAAUGAGUGGCGAGAUGGGACCUAUGGGACCUGGGAUGCCCAUGGGUGGGCCCGGGGGCGGACCGGGACAAGGCAUGGGAGGAGUUAUGCCGCAAGGACCAACAUCCGGUAUGGGUGGAGGUGUUGGCGGACUUAGUGGGGGAGUGGGUAUUGGUCCCGGCUGUGCACCUCAGGCAGGGGGCGCAGAGCAAAUGGGUAUGGGCGAUGGUUUCGGUGCACCAGGUCAAGGAGGCAUGAUGGGCAUGGGCAUGGGUGGUGAGUUCCCGAUGCAGGAUACGAAUAUGGGUCAGCAGAUGUUUCACCAGCAACAGCAGCAGCAACAACAACUACAGCAACAGCCAAUGGAGCAACGUAGCGCGACGCCUACUCAGCCUUCUGCAGCAAUCCAGAGUCGUGGUGCUGCACCGACGGCUCCAUUUAGAGGGAGGGGUAUGCCACCAACAAUGCCUUCACGUGCUCGUGGUGGCUUCGCGGCUCGUGGUCGUCCUCUGCCAGUUCGUCCAUCAUCACCAUUACCACCGAACGUGCCUACAGGCCCUCGCAAUAAAAACAAAUACAAGGACAUUGACGGAAGCGCCCCAGCCGUUGAAGGCCUGGAUUACGGCGGUGGAGGUGGAAAGGAGAGCAGGACUCCACCUGAUUACGAUGACCGAAGCAGUCGGAAGCGAAGAGGCUCGCCUGGGAUGGACGACAGCAGGAGCUCCAAGCGACGAUAGUGUUCGGCAUUACAUCCAUGUAUCGGUUUGCUCACAUUGUACCUUCUUGUUAAUUCCUGUUAUGUUCUGCACCGCUCUGCAUAUUUACUGGCAUAUUCAGCUUCAGGAUUCCGCCAAAUUAUGAAUGAGUAGUUUAUACCGAAGGUAACACCACCAGUUGUAAAGUGUAAGACUAUGAGUAUCUAUCGAGUCUAUGAACUGGGUGGAGAUGCAUCCUGCGACUGCGCAUCCUCGAGACUCUUCUUCAGACCCUC
Somion occarium is the source of this 2154-nucleotide messenger RNA. The record is from the annotation of a GenBank genome assembly. Lineage: Eukaryota; Fungi; Basidiomycota; Agaricomycetes; Polyporales; Cerrenaceae.